Messenger RNA from Salvia miltiorrhiza (redroot sage), 3995 nucleotides. Its product is annotated as putative late blight resistance protein homolog R1B-16. The record is from RefSeq and is a predicted model, not a curated record. Gene Ontology annotation, biological process: defense response to other organism. Gene Ontology annotation, molecular function: ADP binding. The transcript is spliced from 3 exons. Lineage: Eukaryota; Viridiplantae; Streptophyta; Magnoliopsida; Lamiales; Lamiaceae. The coding region runs from base 378 to 3008 and encodes 876 amino acids.
GACUGCUAUCUCAUGGAGAGAUUUGUGAUUUCGACUACUCGAGUUAGUGGCCGACAAAGGAAGGACCACUAAUAAUAACUACAUAAAAACAAAAACAAAAAGUCCCCUUUGCUUUGAUUUUUCUUCUUAUUUUCUGACCAAAAAGCAAAAAGACGAAACUCGAGUCAAUUAGACCCAAGCCAUCUCUGAAACUAUUCAAUUGGAACCAAUCAGGUUGAACUUUUCUCAUAGCUAGUAAAUAUUUUUGUAACAAAUCUAGUCAAUCGGGCUCGACUUUCCACAACAUAAAUUUCCCUCAUUUUUUCCGAUCCAUUCCGGCGGGUUUCGAACUUGGAUUAAAAUCCCAAUUGAAAAGUGAUUAGUUAAGAGGGGGAGAGAUGGCGGAUGCAGCAGUGGAGUUCCUGCUGAAUAACCUCAAGGAGCUACUGCUUUACCACUCAAAGCUAAUCACAGAGACGAGGAGCCAGAUCGAGAGCUUGGAGAAGGAUCUCCGCGUCUUCAAAGCCUUUCUCAAGGACACCAUGAAGAAGCGGAGAGAGGAUGAGCACACGAAGGCGCUGGUGCAGAACAUUCGCGACGUGGUGUAUGAGGUGGAAGAUGUGGUCGACCUCUUUGUAACCAAGGCUUUGGAGAAAAAGGCCAACGCUAACUACCUCAGAUUUUGGAAGCCUUCAUACGAUCUCCACACCAUCGGUGUAAAGGUUGAGGAGGUGAAAACGAAGGUGGAACGAGCCAGGAUUGACUUCGCUAACCUCAGAAUCGAUCAUGAAGACAGAUCUGAUAAACCUCAGACUUGGCCGUUGAGAGAAAGAGACGUUGUGGGCUUCGUAGACGUGACGGAAGAACUAAUACACCAACUGACUGAAAAAACCGACUAUUUGGACGUGGUUUCCCUGAUUGGUAUGUUUGGGCUGGGGAAGACGACGGUGGCAAGGAAGAUUUUCAAUGAUCCGGCAAUCAUCUACGAGUUCCCUGUCCGUAUAUGGCUUCAUAUUUCUCAAGAGUUCUCAAACAAGGAAGUCUUUCUAGCCAUUCUCAAAGAGUUCACCGCCAUCACAAAGGACAUCCGUCAACGAGACGAGCAGGAGUUAGGUCGAGACGUUGCUUCUCGUCUUGAGAAAGUAUGUUUCCUGAUCGUGAUGGAUGAUGUCUGGAAUCGAGCUGAUUGGGACAGACUCCGCAUUGCUCUACCAGAGAACAAUAACAACGGUAAGAUCUUGAUCACCAGUCGCAAUGAGGAUGUUGGCACGUAUGUUAGUUGCCCGAGAGCUCCCCACAAGUUGCGUCACUUUAGACAAGAUGAAAGUUGGGAGCUGCUUCGCUUGGAGGCACUACGUAGGUUGGACUGCCCUUCUGACUUGGAAGGCGUUGGGCAAAUAAUCGCAACCAAUUGCCAUGGAUUGCCACUUUCAGUAGUAGUCAUAGGCGGCAUCCUUGCUACGAGGUAUUCAGCCUCGGAUAUAAGUGUAACCAAGAAAGCAUGGGACGAAGUGUCCACUCAGGUGAGCACAUUUCUCAAAGAAGAUCCUACGGAUCGUGUGAACAGGUUCAUAUCUUUGAGUUACGAUAGAUUGCCUUACCACUUGCGCGCAUGCUUUCUGUAUCUGGGGAUGUUUCCUGAGGAUUAUGAGAUUCCAGUGUCGAGAUUGACCCGCAUGUGGAUUGGAGAAGGAUUCAUACAGCAAAGUAAUGAUUCCAGCUUGGAGGAGACUGCGGAAAAAUAUUUAAAGGAUCUUAUAAACAGAAACUUGGUCAUAAUUGACAAGUUUAAGCCAGACGGCAAGGUGAAAACAUGCCGGAUUCAUGACACAUUGCGUGAAUUCUGCAAGACUGAAGCAGGAAACGAGAACGAAAACUUCUUCCAGGAAAUCAAGUCUAGAAACGGAAGUUUUGCAUCUGACUUACACGAGUAUCGUCGUAUUUCUAUUCAUUCCAAUUGCCGGGGCUUCAUCUCUUCAAAACCUGCUGGUCCUCGUGUACGCUCAUUUGUUUGUUUUUCCAAAGAUGGAUUCACCUUGUCCCAAGAAAACAUCCCACACAUCCUUGGAGCUUUCAAAUUGCUCAGAGUUUUAGAUGCCAAACCCAUCAAACUCAUCAAGAUCACCGGUCACAUGUAUGACUUGGUUCACGUGAGGUACAUUGCCUUAUCGUUGGCCAAUAUGUCGAGCCUUCCUUCAAAAUUCAACGAGCUUUGGAAUAUACAGACACUUAUAAUUGACACCACAUGCCGUGAGCUUGCGGUGAAAGCAGAUAUAUUGAAAUUAUCUCGGCUAAGGCAUUUCAAGACAAAUGCAGCAGCUACCUUGCCCAAGCCGGGUAAAGACAGCAAACAUGGCGCAGAGCUUCAAACACUCGGCACAAUUUCAGUGAAGAAUUGCACAACCGAGAUUUUUGACCGGGCUUGCAAUUUGAAGAAAUUGGGCAUUCGUGGGGAACUAGCCUUGUUAUUGGAAGGAAACAUGGGUUCUUUUGAUGCAAUUGGUAAAUUGAAAUAUCUUGAAAAACUUAAACUAAUGAACGAUGUACAUCCGAGGCCAGCUUCAGAAGGUGGAUUGUGUCGCCUUCCUCAACCCUAUCAAUUCCCAUCUACACUUAAGAGCCUUACACUGGUCUCUACUUUCCUUAGUUGGGAUUUUAUGUAUAUCCUUGGGUUGUUGGAUAAGCUCGAGAUUCUCAAGCUAAAAGGUAAGGCGUUUAUGGGGAGUAUGUGGAAGGCAGUUGAUGGAGGUUUCCGGCAUCUUGAAUUCUUGCUGAUUGAAGAGACAGAUUUAGCUUUUUGGGAGGCUUCAUCCCAUCAUUUCCCUAGACUUAGAAGCCUUGUGCUCAAGAACUGUGAGAAGCUUCUUGGAAUUCCAAUUGCAUUGGCAGACGUAGCAACCCUCCAAAUGUUGGAGUUGUACGUCUGUAAAUCUGCUGCUGCAUCCGCCAAGAACAUUCAGGCGAAGAAAAAAGAACAGUCACAAGGCUCUACCUUCAAGCUCUCCAUUUUCCCUCCUCUUCCAGAAUGAAUGACAGGUAACUUAACUUUCCCAGUUUAAGCUUAGUAUCACUUAGAUUUUUGUGCAAGUUGUGAAUGCAAAAAAUGUUUUAGCAAUGUGCCUUAAUUUUGUUCUCACUAUUACUUGACCCUUGGUGUGAUUGCUUAAAACUUUAAGCAUAAAAGUUUCACCAUGAAUAUUUUUUCUUACGAUUGGAAACCACAAGUUCUGCAAAAUUUUUACUUUGUGACUUGAACUUAUGUUUUGGGCGAAAUUUUGCAUCAUACUUUGAUCGUUGGGAUUACUUUUGUCAUUUCAUGAUGGAUAGUUUUUCUUUUCUUUAAAGGAGGAUUGAUAAUAGAUUCAACCCUUAACAUUACCUGAAUGAAUGACUGCAGGUAACUUAUCUUUCCCAUAGCUAAUUGAUUAACUGCUCCCCAAUUUGACUCGCAAAAUGUUGCAUCUCUUGGAGCAAAUAUAAGUAUCUAGGAGAAAAGGGCUGUUUUUUUUUUUUUGAUAAAUUACAUAAUUAAAUAAAGAAAUUUAAAGAUCGCACGACAGUGGACUCGAUCCAAGACCUCAGGCUUUGAACAUUAACCACCUACCGCUAGGCCAACACAUGCACACCGUGCGAUGUACUAUUGUUUGCACUAUGCGUGGACAUAUCAAGUAAUCUAUUUGUUACAUCUUAUUAUGCCAUUGAGGUUUGGUCAGUUUACAUGAUAUUUUUCGAAGCAGAGAUGUACUUCUACUGCCGCAGGAUUGGGUUGGUUAUUUUCAAACGGUGCAGAUCAAGGCUGGAGCUGGAUUAGUCAUUGUUUUCCCUUUAACUUUUAUUCUCUUAGUUUUUAGUUCAGUUUAGUGUGUGCGAAUUCCAGUAGAUUGAAGAAAUCAGAGUGUUAUGAGAGUUUUUGAGCGAGCAUUUACUGAGUUUUGAGAGCUGCUAUAGCUGCUGUGAUUCUUGUACCGAUUUUUACUCUUCUUUGAUCAUCAAUAAACACCAAGAGUUCACCCUCU